AUGACACUUCUCUACCAGGACUGUGGAAGUAAAAGCCUCAAUCCUCCUCAUCCUCAGUCCUCUUCCUUCUCUUCCUCCUCCUCCUCCUCCUCCUCCUCCUCCUCCUCCUCCUCCUCCUCCUCCUCCUCCUCCUCCUCCUCCUCCUCCUCCUCCUCCUCCUCCUCCUCCUCCUCCUCCUCCUCCUCCUCCUCCUCCUCCUCCUCCUCCUCCUCCUCCUCCUCCUCCUCCUCCUCCUCCUCCUCCUCCUCCUCCUCCUCCUCCUCCUCCUCCUCCUCCUCCUCCUCCUCCUCCUCCUCCUCCUCCUCCUCCUCCUCCUCCUCCUCCUCCUCCUCCUCCUCCUCCUCCUCCUCCUCCUCCUCCUCCUCCUCCUCUCCUCCUCCUCCUUCUCGUCCUCAAUCCUCCUCCUCCUCCUCCUCCUCCUCCUCCUCCUCCUCCUCCUCCUCCUCCUCCUCCUCCUCCUCCUCCUCCUCCUCCUCCUCCUCCUCCUCCUCCUCCUCCUCCUCCUCCUCCUCCUCCUCCUCCUCCUCCUCCUCCUCCUCCUCCUCCUCCUCCUCCUCCUCCUCCUCCUCCUCCUCCUCCUCCUCCUCAUCCUCGUCCCCUUCAGUCCUCCUCCUCAGUCCUCAAUCCUCCUCCUCCUCCUCCUCCUCCUCCUCCUCCUCCUCCUCCUCCUCCUCCUCCUCCUCCUCCUCCUCCUCCUCCUCCUCCUCCUCCUCCUCCUCCUCCUCCUCCUCCUCCUCCUCCUCCUCCUCC
This is a messenger RNA of Bolinopsis microptera, 750 nucleotides long. RefSeq lists its product as uncharacterized. The record is from RefSeq and is a predicted model, not a curated record. The annotation marks the transcript as partial. Lineage: Eukaryota; Metazoa; Ctenophora; Tentaculata; Lobata; Bolinopsidae. The transcript has 4 exons.